This is a messenger RNA of Chlorella variabilis, 915 nucleotides long. RefSeq lists its product as hypothetical. The transcript is spliced from 9 exons. The record is from RefSeq and is a predicted model, not a curated record. Bases 1 to 915 code for a protein of 304 amino acids. Lineage: Eukaryota; Viridiplantae; Chlorophyta; Trebouxiophyceae; Chlorellales; Chlorellaceae. Gene Ontology annotation, biological process: D-ribose metabolic process. Gene Ontology annotation, molecular function: ribokinase activity.
AUGGCAGCCCACAUCGCGGUGGCGGGCAGCGUGAAUGCCGACUUUGUGUAUCAGCUGCUGCGGGUGCCGCGUGCUGGGGAGACCCUGCCUGCGAAGAGCAUGGCGGUGCACCCGGGAGGCAAGGGCGGCAACCAGGCGGCCGCGGCGGCACGCCUGGGCUGCCCCACCCAGCUAGUGGCACAGGUUGGCCGCGAUGCGCAGGCACAGAUGCUGCGCGGAGCGCUGGAGGGGUGCGGCGUGGACACUAGUCUGGUGCGGGAGGUGGAGGGCCCCACCGGUACCGCCGUCAUCCUUCUGGAGGAGGAUGGCCAGAACCGCAUCAUACUCCACGGCGGCGCCAACACCGCGCCGUGGCAGCUGGGCGAGGAGGCGCGCGCCGCUAUCUCGUCCGCAGGUGCGGUGCUGCUGCAGCGGGAGAUCCCAGAAGCCGUCAACGCCGAGCUGGCGCAUGCGGCGGGCGUUCCCGUGGUGCUCGAUGCCGGCGGCGCAACCGCCCCCCUCAGUCCCGACCUGCUGCGCUGCCUGGCCGUCAUCUCCCCGAACGAGACCGAGCUGCAAGGGCUGACAGGCAUGCCCACCGACACAGAGGAGCAGAUAGUGGCGGCGGCGCAGGUGCUGCGAGGGCAGGGCGUGGGCACCGUGCUGGUAAAGCUGGGCUCCCGCGGAAGCCUGCUCGUAGAUGCGGAUGGCAGCACGUGGCGGCAGGAGGCGCGGCGGGUGGAGAAGGUGGUUGACACGACGGGAGCGGGCGACUGCUUCACCGCAGCCUUUGCUGUGGCGGUACUGGAGGGCAGGCCGUACCGUGAGGCAAUGCGCUUUGCCAGCGUGGCAGCUGCCCUGUGCAUCCAGGUGGCGGGCGCCAUGCCCAGCAUGCCCAGCAGGCAGCAGGUGGACGCUGAGCUGGCGGCAGCCUAG